Molecule: messenger RNA, 1065 nt
Organism: Paramecium sonneborni
Lineage: Eukaryota; Ciliophora; Oligohymenophorea; Peniculida; Parameciidae
Source: the annotation of a GenBank genome assembly
UAAAUAAAUGUACAAGUACAACUUCGAACAGAAUUCUUAGCAUCGUAUAGAAAUCUUAGAAUUGAAUGAUGAGAAGUGUAAAUUCAGUUUUGAAGGUGAUUUAUCAAUAGCAAAUGCAAUAAGAAGAGUUAUGAUAGCAGAAGUGCCUGUAAAAUUUUGGACUAAAAAUUUAGGUUAUGGCAAUUCAUUUUGUUGAUAUAAUAGAAAAUACUAGUCCUUUAUCAGAUGAAUUUCUUGCAUAGAGAUUAGGUUUAAUACCUUUGGUUUCAUAUGCAGCUGAUAGUAAAAUGUAUGAUUGGGAAGCAGAUGCAGAUACAAUAGAUGAUUAAAAAACAAAAGUAGUAUUUACAUUAAGAUAAAAAAAUUUAAAUGAUGCUCCUUUAGAAAUAACAAGUUAACAUCUUGAACCAGAAUUUGGUUAAGUAGGUGAAAUGGCUAUUCGUCCUGUAAGAAUGUUUUCACCUUUAAAUAACAAAGAAGUUGGAAUACCAAUAACUAGAUUAGGUAAGAAUUAAUCUGUACAUGUUCGUUGUCAUGCACUUAAAGGAUUUGGUAAAAUGCAUGCUAAAUGGAGUCCUAUUAAUAUUGCAACAUUUAGACAUGAAGCGGGUAAAUUUUAAAUUUAUAUCUUUAUAGAACUUAAUAUAGAUCAUUCAUAAUAAUAAUCAUUAUCACUUAUGGAAAAAUAAUCAAUUAGAGAUUCUUGUCCAAUGAAUGUAUUAGCAAUUGAUGCUAAUUAAGAUCUUGUCAUUAGUGCUAUUGAAAAAUGUGUAUUCUGUGAAGAAUGCAUUCGUUGUGUAUAUCAUAUGUAUUAUCAUCUCAUUUAGGCUGAAUCCAUUAAAAAACCAAGAUUAAUCAAAAUGCAACAUAAAAAAAAUAAAUACAUCUUCACUGUUGAAAGUGCUGGAUAACUUAAAGCUGCUGAUAUUGUAUAAAAAGUAUUUCAUUAUUCACUAUUUAUAAGGCAUUAAUUGUUUUAAGAAAAAAAGUUGAUGAAAUAUCUUAGGAUUUGAAUUUUGCCUAAUAAUAAUAACUGAAUUGAAAAUUAAUUUUAGUAUUGUCUAG